AUGGCUGAUGGCGAGGAAGACUUUUCCUCCCUUCCGUUGCCUGACCGGUUCGCUCACAAGAACUGGAAGGUGCGUAAGGAGGGCUACGAGGACGCCAAAGCGCAAUUCGAGAAAUCACCCGAUGAAUCAGACCCGGUUUUCGCGCCGUUUCUUCAACAUCCCGAGUUGUGGAAAGGGGCGGUCGCAGACUCGAAUGUUGCCGCACAGGUGGAGGGCCUGGGAUCGUAUUGUUCCUUUCUGAAGUUUGGUGGGGUACAGGCAUGCACCAGAACUCGCCAGUUUACUGUCGGGCCGAUCGCGGAGAAGGGACUCCCGUGCGCCAGACCAGUUGGCAAGGCCAACGCACAAGAAGCCCUCCUGUUAUGCGUCGAACUGGAUAAAGCAGACCCCGUACUCGAAGAUCUCAUUCCCACACUAUCACACAAAGUACCAAAAGUGAUUGCUGGUGCUCUGGCCGCCUUAACUGUCAUCUAUCACAAUUAUGGCUGCAAGAUUGUGGACCCGAAACCGACCCUGAAGGCGCUACCCAAGGUAUUCGGCCACGCAGACAAGAACGUUCGAGCGGAAGCACAAAACUUAACAGUGGAAUUAUAUCGAUGGCUUCGCGAGGCGAUAAAGCCCCUCUUUUGGGGAGACUUGAAACCGGUGCAACAGCAAGAUUUGGAGAAACUUUUUGAAAAUGUGAAGCAGGAGGCACCACCAAAGCAAGAGAGAUUCACCCGAGCUCAACAAGAUGCUAUGGCUGCAGCUAGCGCCUCUCCCGGAGGCGAUGGAGCCGAUGAUCAGGGUGGUGAAGAGUUCGCGGAAGAGGAGGGAGAAGAAGUGGAUGUGUUUGACCUUGCAGAGCCUGUCGACGUCAUGCCAAAAGUCCCUAAGGAUCUCCAUGAACAACUGGGCUCCUCAAAAUGGAAAGAUCGCAAGGAAGCAUUGGAUGCGCUCUAUAACGUGUUGAAUGUGCCUCGGAUCAAAGAUGGCCCCUACGAUGAAAUCGUGAGGGCUUUGGCCAAGUGUAUGAAAGAUGCCAACGUUGCAGUCGUUACAGUGGCUGCCAACUGUGUCGAUCUCCUGGCCAAGGGCCUCCGCAAUGGCUUCAUGAAGUAUCGAUCUACUAUCAUGGUACCAAUGCUUGAACGUCUCAAGGAGAAGAAGCAAUCGGUGGCAGAUGCUCUGGGUCAAGCCUUGGAUGCUGUCUUCGGGUCAACAGAUCUUGCGGACUGUUUGGAAGAGAUCCUGGAAUAUCUAAAGCAUAAGAACCCCCAGAUCAAACAGGAAACUGUCAAGUUUCUCGUUCGUUGUCUUCGCACAACAAGAACGGUUCCCGCUAAGCCUGAAAUCAAAUCGAUCGCCGAUGCGGGCACAAAACUACUCACGGAAUCUACUGAGGCUAUUCGAUCGGGCGGUGCCGAGGUUCUAGGGACGUUGAUGAAAAUUUUGGGCGAACGCGCCAUGAACCCUUAUCUCGAUGGGUUGGACGAAAUUCGCAAGACCAAGAUAAAGGAAUACUUUGAGACUGCUGAGGUAAAGGCCAAAGAGCGGCCAAAGCCAAUCGUUGGGCCCCCCAAAUCCGCAGCCGUCCCUCCCAGUAAGAAGAUUGUGCCUGGAAAGAAGCCGACUCUGGGAUUAAAGAAGCCAGCGCCCGCUGCCGCAGCACCUCCUGUUGAAGAGCCUCCUGCGAAACCUGCACCGAAGGCGAUUGCGUCGAAGCUUGGAAAGCCCGGUCUGGCCGCACCUGGCUCUGGUCUCAAGUUACAACGCAAACUUGCUGGGCCGGGAAGCGCUGCCUCACCUCAAAGGAGAGUAGCUUCUCCCCCGGAAGAGACAGCACCUCCACCAGCAGCACCCAAAUUUGGGCUUGGGCGUGGUCUUGCCGGCCGUCCUAUCGCGAAGCCCGCGGCUGCUGCUGAGCCGACUCCAGUCCCUGCCGCUCCGGCAGUAAGUGCUAUGUCUGCUGCAGACCGUGCAGAGCUGGAAGAGCUUCGAAUGGAGAAGGAAAAGUUUGCUCGGGUCAUCGAAGACAUGAAGUCCGAACGCUCUAAAUUCAAUUCACAAAUCACCGAGCUUCAGAAUCAGAACGCACAGCUGAUUGAAGAUCACACUAGAGAUGUUUUGAGUAUCAAGGCUAAGGAGACCCAGCUGGUUCGGGCGCGCAGUGAUGCUGAAGCUGCUGAGCAAAACGUUCAGAAGCAACAGCGCGAGAUUGAAAGAUUGAAGCGAGAGUUGGCCCGUGCUCUGCGGGCAUCCGCCAUGAGUCCACCUAACGCUGCGUCUGACACUGGCAGUAUAGGAAUUCCAGAGGCCUCAAUCUACCAAGAAUCUGCGAGCAACGGACAUGGUGCAGUUCCCCGAUCUGGCCUUCAUAUGGGAUCCCGAUUCGAAAGUUCACGGCCUCGAAGCUAUGCUUCUGCUAGUCCGAGCGAGGAGAAAGAAAACAAUGGCCUCGAGUCUCCAGGAUUCGGCAGCCGUGAGGGUGGUCUCGGUCGUCGCAAGCUAAGCCCAACCUAUGGUCUGUCUGGAAUCGGAAGCCCAACACGCUCAUCAGCUCGGGGAUCUGCCUAUGCUACUGACGAGGAGGGACAGCCCCGGUCCGCGGAGCCGGCCGAGAAUUGGAAACGGGCUGCUGAAGUCACCAGCCAGUUGAAGGCGAGGAUCGAACAAAUGAAGGCGAGACAAGGACUCUCACGAACCCCUGCCCAACGUUAA
Penicillium macrosclerotiorum is the source of this 2700-nucleotide messenger RNA. RefSeq names its product putative spindle pole body component. Gene Ontology annotation, cellular component: microtubule plus-end; spindle pole; spindle pole body. Gene Ontology annotation, biological process: mitotic spindle organization; establishment or maintenance of microtubule cytoskeleton polarity; microtubule polymerization. Gene Ontology annotation, molecular function: microtubule plus end polymerase activity; microtubule plus-end binding. NCBI's taxonomy places the organism in Eukaryota, Fungi, Ascomycota, Eurotiomycetes, Eurotiales, Aspergillaceae. The transcript is spliced from 4 exons. The record is from RefSeq and is a predicted model, not a curated record. The coding region runs from base 1 to 2700 and encodes 899 amino acids.